Molecule: messenger RNA, 2321 nt
Organism: Punica granatum (pomegranate)
Lineage: Eukaryota; Viridiplantae; Streptophyta; Magnoliopsida; Myrtales; Lythraceae
Source: RefSeq, a predicted model, not a curated record
ACGGCGAAACCCCUCUCUCCUCUCCUCUUCUCUUCUCCUCUUUUCUUUUCUUUUCUUUUCUCUUCUUCUUCCAUUAGAAUCAAUUCAGUCAUUCAUUCAAUUUCUUCUUCACCAGAAAUCACCAAACUCUCUCUCCCCCCUCUCUCUCUCUCUCUAUGCACCAACUUCAUUGAUUCACCCCGUUUCCCUUCGCGCGAGCUGUCUUAAUGUCGUCGGGAUUCUCCGGCGGCGGUGCCCCGGAGUUCUACGCGGCCACCGGCGGAAUCCGUCCCAGAUCCGCCACCGCAGGGCCUCAGCAGCAGCUAUACAGAGCGGCCCAGCAACAGUUCCAGGGAAUCUUUCUGGACCCUUCCGCCUCUCAGAUCGCCCAACAACCGGCCCCACCACCACUUAAUCUCAUCGGCAAGCGCACGCUGUCUGAGUUCCAACAGAACCAGGCCCUCAACAACCUCCUCCUCCGCUCUGUCAGGCCGAGGACUUACCUGCAACGAUCCCCGUUGGAAUUCUCCGGGGCUCUUCCGGCUCAGAGGUUCGGCGUGCCUUUGCUCCAGCAGCUGAGGCCACAGCCCAUUAAUCUCGCCAAUGGGGGGACCAACCCCACCAAUCCGACUCCCGCUCCUGCGCCGAUCAACCAGGGGGUGGAGACGGAAACGAAGAUGAUGAAUCGGCUACAGGAGCUCGAGAAGGCACUCCUCGACGACGACGAUAACGGGGACGCCGCCUCGGUGAUCACCAACGCCAACAGCGAAUGGUCUGAGGCGAUACAGAGCCUCAUAAGCCCGACUCAGAACCCGAUUGCUUCUUCCUCCCCGUCUUCUUCGUCGUCGUCGUCUUCUCCGUCCUCAUCUGUAUCCGUCCCAUCUCCGGCUGCUAUUAUUUCGAAGCAAUCGUUGGUCGAGGCCGCGACCGCAAUUUAUGACGGGAAGAACGACGUCGCAGCGGAGAUCUUGGCCCGUCUAUCUUCGGCUUCAAACCUGAGAGGCAGUUACGAGCAGAGGUUGAUGGAUUAUGUGCUAUCUGCCCUCAGAGCGAGGGUUUUCCCGGCGGAGAACUCGCCUCCGGUGACCGAGUUGUUCAGCAAGGACCACGUCCUGUCGACUCAGCUCCUCUACGACCUCUCCCCCUGCUUCAAGCUCGGCUUCAUGGCCGCCAAUUUUGCGAUCCUGGAGGCUGCGGCGGAACAGCCCGCUGCUAACAAGCUCCACGUGGUUGAUUUCGAUAUCGGGCAGGGCGGACAGUACGUCAACCUCAUCCACGCGCUUUCCACGCGCCAGGCUGGGAGACCCUCCGCCAUGAGGAUCACCGCCGUCUCCGACUUCGCCGGCUGUGAGGAACGGCUGACAGCUGUCGGGAAACAGCUGAGCAAGGUUGCAGCCGACGUACGGUUGGGGUUCGAGUUCCGCGUGGUGAACCAGCGGCCGGCCGAGUUAACUAGGGACUCGCUGGGUUGCGGCCCUGACGAGGCACUCGCAGUGAACUUCGCGUUCAAACUGUACCGGAUCCCCGACGAGAGCGUCUCUAUCGAAAACCCCCGGGACGAGCUGCUCCGGCGAGCCAAGGCGUUGGAGCCACGUGUGGUGACGCUGGUGGAGCAGGAGAUGAAUGCGAACACGGCCCCGUUCGUGGGGCGGGUGAACGAGGCGUUCGGGUACUACGGGGCGCUGAUGGAGUCCAUCGAGUCGACGGUGCAGAGGGGCACCUCGGACCGUGCGAGGGUGGAGGAAGGCCUGAGCAGGAGGGUGGCAAACUCGUUGGCGUGCGAGGGGAGGGACCGGGUGGAGAGGUGCGAGGUGUUCGGGAAGUGGCGGGCGCGCAUGGGGAUGGCGGGGUUCGGGCCGAGGCCGGUGAGCAUUCAGGUGGUGGAGUCGCUGAAGGCCCGGCUCAGCUCAGGGAACCGGGUCAACCCGGGUUUCACGGUUAAGGAAGAGGGUGGUGGGGUCGGGUUCGGUUGGCUCAGCCGCACUCUCACCGUCGCAUCCGCUUGGCGUUAACUUCACUCUCCCCCGCCCAUCCCUCUCUCACUUUGUUCGUUAGCCAUUAUUAUUAUUAUUAUUAUUAUUAUUAUUAUUGAUGAUUAAUUAAAAAAAAUCAUCAUCUUAUAUUUUGAAGAAAUAUGAUUAAUAUUACCAGUAGAAAUGUAAUAUUUUCGCAAAGCAUAGACGGUUCGGUUCUGAGAAAUUUUCCCGGGAAAAUGGAAUUGGGAAAAUAUUAUAUAUAUAUAUAUCUAUGAAUGAAUAUAUAUAUAUAUAUUAGAGAGAAAGGGGAAUGAAAUUGAAUGAAUGAAUGGAAUAAAAAUCCUCGAGAGUUUCUCUUUGUUUGUU